UCCAAUAGCCCAGCAUUGAAUACUAGACCUGCUGAUGAUCCGUAUCUGAUUCACGCAAAUUAUUGACAGGUCAAUGUGGGCGUUCCAUAUUUAUGAAGAGCCCGGAUGUAUGUCACCAAACGCUAUGGCUGCUGCUGCAGCAAAUAACCGUGAGGGAAUUCCGAUGGAGAAUGUAGGGCACCAUAUUCAACCUAUUGGAAAGGUGUUCGUCCAGAGAGAUUAUUCAGGAGGAACGUCUGUCAAGUUCCAAACAAAACGACCUGCAGAGUUAACAGACAAGAUUGAUAAAAAUUUAUUUGAACACACCGUGAAUAGACUUAAUGAACUGUAUGCUGAUGCUGAGAAAUAUGGAGCAGUGACGUACUGUGAAGGAUGCUUUGCAUGCCUCACCGCCUACACUAUACUUCUGUGUAUGGAGACCCACUAUGAGAAGUGUUUAAAACAAGCAGCUCAAUUUAUCCAGCAACAAAAUGACGAGAUAUAUGUGCCACGAGGCCUCCUCAUCACAGAUCCAUUUGAACGAGGUCUCAGAGUCAUAGAGAUUUCAAUUCUUCCUCAAGAUCGAGGCUGAAUUUAAACAUCCAACCGGAAUCUAAUUCUGCUUUUCCUUUCCUCUAUAUUAUUUCUUUUAGUUUAAGUAAUUAACUUAAUACAGUACGGUAAUUUAUUAGACAAAUCUGAAGUAAACUUGGAAGAUAUUGCAUGGUGACUUAGCCAUAACUCAUAUUCUAUGCAUAUAUAAUGUAUUUUUAACCUAAUUAUGCUGAUAAUAUGUGGAUAUUAACAUCUAGAAAUAUACAUAGGUGUAGUGAAAGGUUGUACAGUAUUCUAAGACUAUGUUCACCAGACUAGCGUCACACAGCAUAGACACUUUUGUGUACAAACUGACCUAGAUUGAGUUCACGCCAUGGAACUGUUUUCCUGCCAAUCAAACCAAGUGUGCUAAUAAGUAUGACCUUUCAUUUGGUGUGAACUGUUGGCUACCAUUUUACCAAUCAGCAAUUCGCAUUUGGUUUUGAGGAAGCACCUUAAACAGGUUCAUGUUUAAAACAUCAUAGUGUGGACACCCAACAUAAAUUAUGCCUGGUGUGAGCACAAGUGUGCGGGGUGGCCUGUGACCAUUGUACGUUAAGUAACCAUCUUAUGACCUGCCCUACUUUAAGCAUGCAAUACAGUACAUUUAAAUUAUUAAUUUAAUGAACUUAUAUAGAUACCAAUUGAGGCUGUGCUCAUUUUUAAACAUGGACAAAAGAAUGAAUUGUUUAAAGCCGAAAGGAAAGGCAUGUUCAGUUGUGAGUGGUGUAGUGUGAUUAGGCCAUGGGUAUGUGUAAAGGUUUGGAUGACAGGUGAAGGAAUUGGUGUGUAUAAAAUAAUAUAAAUUAAGGCCUGCAAUUUUUUUUUUUUUUUUCAAAAGGAGCUUAAUACGCUGCUAUAUAUCUAGGGGCCAAUGAAUGUUUAGUAGGAGUUGUUAAGAAUUCAUGGAUUCUUGAUUGAUGUAAAUGUUAAAUCACUGACUAUCCUUCCAUAUAAGAUUUUGUGUAUGGUAAAAGUAAUAUAAUAUUUGCAAGCAAUUUUAGAAGUAUUUAUCUUCAACAGAUAGGAAAUGGAAUUGCAGAUGUUUUUUAAAUAAAAAAUAAAAUAAAAUGGUAUAUAAAAUCAUAUACUGGUAUGCUAAAAAUAUACCUAAGUGUAAUUAUUUAUUGAUUCAAUAUAAUGGAGUGGUAUUAAUUAGUAUUACAAGAUUCUUACCAUAUUGAUCAGAAAAUUUGUAGAUAUAAUAUUAGGAAAAUAUCAGAUAUUGCAUGAGAUAGAUCUAUAUACUUUUUUAUAUACACCUAAAAAAAAAACCCAAAUUCUAAUGUUUGUAAAAUUAAGAAAUAUAAAAACGCUUUCCCUUGAAUUUGUAAUUGCUAGAUUUAUUGUAGUUUUUAUUUUUAUUUCUACUGCACCACCGGCAAGUAAUGCGAGAGAGUGGGAAAAAAUGAGGCUUGCUUUAAAAAAUAAAAAUAAAAACGCUUGCCCACUGCUCAUGUUUAAGCUUUUAAAAAUUAUAAGAAAUAUCUGCCUGGAACCCACGUUCGAUAGUAAUAAUACUGCAACCUUUGUAUUUUGCAAAACGUGAAGUUUACAGCAAAUUAAAGAUUUUUUCAACAUUUUUGAAGCCCUGUGCACGCUAUAAAUACUUGUGUGACAAGUACCUGUGAUUUGCCCAUAAAUUGAUGUGAUGCCCAUGUAUAGCAACUAGGAUAUUUGUCACAGAAAACACAGAUAAUGUGGACAGAAAAUUGCAAUGCUUUGUACUAUUAUGUUUGACUUUACUUGCAUUUAUUACAAAUUAUUUAUAUAUAAGCAAAGAGUAUAGAAUUACAAGAGGUCUGACUGCUCUGAUUUUGUAUGCACUUACUGAAACAUUAAAGAAGUACUACCACAAGAUAGAGGGUGCUGUAUGGGGCUAUGUUUUGACAUAGGACAUGUUCGAUACAAACACCUUUUACGUUUUUUAAAGGAUGCCCUCUAGCUCAUGGUAAUGCUUUUUGAAAUAAGAUUGUGUUCCAACGAAACCCCAAGAGUCGGACUUCUUGCAGUUCUAUACUCUUCAUAUAUAACUAACUGGUUAUCAUACUAAAGAAUGUGGUGUGUUUGUUAAAGAGGGGUAUUUUUUUGUCUACUGUACAUUCAAAGUGAAUAUUAAAUAAAUUAUAAGAAUGCA
Anneissia japonica is the source of this 2710-nucleotide messenger RNA. Its product is annotated as golgin subfamily A member 7-like. The record is from RefSeq and is a predicted model, not a curated record. Bases 74 to 571 code for a protein of 165 amino acids. Gene Ontology annotation, cellular component: palmitoyltransferase complex. NCBI's taxonomy places the organism in Eukaryota, Metazoa, Echinodermata, Crinoidea, Comatulida, Comatulidae. The transcript has 5 exons. Gene Ontology annotation, biological process: peptidyl-L-cysteine S-palmitoylation; protein targeting to membrane.